GCGGCACCACCUUCAAUCAGAGCCCUUCACCAAAAAAUAUCUAUUUUGUUUUAUUCCUUGAUACGUCUCGGUAAUAGGAAGUAUCUAUCAUCGCCUCAUCCUAGUGAACACCAUGUCUCGUCGAACCCCAGUCCAUUCGGCGAUUUCGGAGCCUAACACUGGCAACGGUGUAGGUGGAGAUGUCAGUCAAGAGAAGCAGAAAAAACUGCUCCAGGCAGAGACAGGGCAUUUUAGCAUGAUUCGGACCUUGCACCUUGCGGAUCUUAUAACUGAAUUGAAUGGCUUUUGCGGAUUCAUGUCGGUCCUGUCGUCGAUGCGAUACUUGACGGAGCCCGAAAGCAUUGGUAAUGUCUGGUUAGCGCUUGCGUUCAUGCCUUUUGGUCUAUUCUUCGACUUUAUGGAUGGUCGAGUUGCAAGAUGGCGCAAAAAGUCGUCUUUGAUGGGUCAAGAGCUGGACUCUCUGGCAGACUUGAUCUCUUUUGGCGUUGCACCCGCUGUAGCAGCGUUCGCCAUUGGAAUUCGAACUUUCGCAGACCACCUCUUCCUUAGCUUCUUCGUCCUUUGUGGCUUGACAAGACUAGCACGAUUCAACGUCACCGCUGCCGUUCUUCCCAAGGACAAGACCGGAAAAUCGAAAUACUUUGAGGGCACCCCGAUACCCACUUCCCUAUCUAUUGCGAGCCUCAUGGCCUACUGGGUUUCUCAAGGCUGGAUCCACGAAAACUUGCCGUGGGGUACUAUUCUCAAAGGCACCGUACUUGAAUUUCAUCCAGUUGUAUUGUUGUUUGCGCUCUGGGGCUGUCUGAUGGUUAGCAAAACAUUACGUAUACCCAAGCCAUGAGAUGUGUCUCAUUUGAGCAAGACCUAUGAGGUUCGGGGACUAUAUAGAGGAACCUGUCGCUUGGACGAGUUGUGCAAACAGUUGCACAUUUAAAAGUUAUGGUAGUAUGUCUAGGAGUUGCAAAUGAAUGGUAUUAUUUACUGAAUUAG
Molecule: messenger RNA, 990 nt
Organism: Talaromyces stipitatus ATCC 10500
Lineage: Eukaryota; Fungi; Ascomycota; Eurotiomycetes; Eurotiales; Trichocomaceae
Product: phosphatidylserine synthase
Exons: 6
Coding region: 113-841 (242 amino acids)
Biological process (GO): phospholipid biosynthetic process
Cellular component (GO): membrane
Molecular function (GO): phosphotransferase activity, for other substituted phosphate groups
Source: RefSeq, a predicted model, not a curated record